This is a messenger RNA of Drosophila arizonae, 1448 nucleotides long. RefSeq lists its product as uncharacterized. NCBI's taxonomy places the organism in Eukaryota, Metazoa, Arthropoda, Insecta, Diptera, Drosophilidae. The record is from RefSeq and is a predicted model, not a curated record.
GUGCUCGACUAUAGCACACGUUUUAUUUAUUUUUUUUUUUUCUAUUUUUGAAUUUUUUAUUUCAUUAUUUGGCAAAAAGUAUUGUAAAAAUCGUAAAAAGUGAUAGUGUAAAAAUCUCAAUUGAUAAUCGGUGUAAACCAAAUUAAGUAUCGCGUUCAAAUGACUCAAAAUCUAAAAGAAUUAGAACAAGAGCUGCAGUUGCUGCCGCCGUCGCCGCAGUCGCCACCGCCGCAGCAGCAGCAGCAACAACAACAACAACAACAGCUACUACAGCAAAACGGGCAAAGCGACGAUGAGGACCAACAACCAGAACAACCCAAACAGGAGCAACAACAAGAGCAACAACCACCAGAACCACCAGAACAACAGCCGCAACAAAAAGAUAAUAAACAACAACAAAAACAGCAAGCGAAGAACAAAAUAUUCUCGAGCGAUGCCGAAUUGUUGCGCGACUUGGCGAAAUCGCAGCCACAGCAAACGCCUCAAUCGCCGCACGAGAAACGCAUCGGCCUCAUCGCAGCUAUGGGCCACUUUCGCCCAAAGAAUGCCACGCCCAUACAGUUCUACAACUAUGUAAGGGAGUUCUGCAUAAUGCACAACUGCAGCAUCGACGAGGCCAUGGAACGGGCACCCGAUGCCUGGACGAAGCUCAGCAAGGAUCAAAGGAAACUCUACAAUUCGGAAAUGCACGCCGCUCUGCCCAUUCCCGUGCCGCGCCACCUCAUCUAUAGGGCGUUUCAGAUGGAGCGCGCCGGUCGCUGGAAGAUCAGCUCCACACCCGCCGCGAACGGCACGACCACGCUGUACUCGAUGGAAUCGUAUUCGCCGCCGGUGAAGCCCACCAAGCUGCAGGCGCGCCUGAAGGCGCAGCAGCCGCGCUACGACAAUCUCGCCGAGAUUGUGCCCUGCAUCCCGGAGUCGCCGCGCGCGCACCCGACAUCGCCUUCGGGCAGCUCGCCGAAGGCAAAGGCGUCGUCCGAUCAGCGGGAGAAGCGCGAGAAAACGACGCUGACGCUGCGCGAGCUGCUCUCCGAGCCGAACCUGAAGGGACUGCGCAAGGCUCGGGGGGGCGGCAAGGCUGCGCCAGCGGCGCCGGCCAGCACACAGAAGCAGCAGCAGCCGGCACAGCGCCCGACGCCGGCAAAGUGCAAGAGCAAAAAGCUGCUGAACACGUCGUCUGUGAAGAAGAAGCAGCAGCAGCCAGAGCCAGAUCAGCUGAAGCCGCCGCAGAAGUCCCACCGUCCAGAAGCCGAGCAGACGUCGGCACGCUCGAAGCUGCCAGCCAAUGGCAAGCGAAAGCACACACUCAGUAAGAAAUCGAAAUCCAAAUCCUAAGUGAGCCUGGCCAGAGCGCCAGAUGAAUUUCUCAAUCACCAAGUUAAGAUACAUCCUCAUCCUCAACGUUCACGAUUACAAACAGCAUACAUGAUAAACAAAAAAAAACAAAA